Messenger RNA from Ailuropoda melanoleuca (giant panda), 2675 nucleotides. RefSeq names its product potassium channel tetramerization domain containing 10 (gene KCTD10). The transcript has 7 exons. The record is from RefSeq and is a predicted model, not a curated record. Gene Ontology annotation, molecular function: protein binding; ubiquitin-protein transferase activity. Bases 142 to 1092 code for a protein of 316 amino acids. Gene Ontology annotation, biological process: proteasome-mediated ubiquitin-dependent protein catabolic process; protein ubiquitination; protein homooligomerization. Gene Ontology annotation, cellular component: Cul3-RING ubiquitin ligase complex. NCBI's taxonomy places the organism in Eukaryota, Metazoa, Chordata, Mammalia, Carnivora, Ursidae.
AGCACCCUCUGCGGGGCGGAAGCGAGCUGCGGCAGCGGAAGUUCCCUCCCCGGCCCCGCCUCUGCCCCCCGCUUGCGCGAACUGGGUGUUUCCUGCCUCUCUCAGUCCGGUUUUGGAGACUCCGGCGUCCUCCGACUUUUCAUGGAAGAGAUGUCAGGAGAAAGUGUGGUGAGCUCAGCGGUGCCAGCGGCUGCUACCCGCACCACUUCCUUCAAGGGCACGAGCCCCAGCUCCAAGUACGUGAAGCUGAAUGUGGGCGGGGCCCUCUACUACACCACCAUGCAGACGCUGACCAAGCAGGACACCAUGCUGAAGGCCAUGUUCAGCGGGCGCAUGGAAGUGCUCACUGACAGCGAAGGCUGGAUCCUUAUUGACCGGUGUGGGAAACACUUUGGUACGAUACUCAACUACCUUCGUGACGGGGCGGUCCCCUUGCCCGAGAGCCGCCGGGAGAUUGAGGAGCUGCUGGCAGAAGCCAAGUACUACCUGGUCCAGGGCCUGGUGGAGGAGUGCCAGGCAGCCUUACAACAGAACAAAGAUACUUACGAGCCUUUCUGCAAAGUUCCUGUCAUCACCUCGUCCAAGGAAGAGCAGAAACUUAUAGCGACUUCAAAUAAGCCGGCCGUGAAGCUGCUGUACAACAGAAGUAACAACAAAUACUCGUAUACCAGCAAUUCUGAUGAUAAUAUGUUGAAAAACAUUGAGCUCUUUGAUAAGCUCUCUCUGCGCUUUAAUGGAAGGGUCCUGUUCAUAAAGGAUGUCAUUGGGGACGAAAUCUGCUGCUGGUCCUUUUACGGUCAGGGCCGCAAGAUUGCCGAGGUCUGCUGCACCUCCAUUGUCUAUGCCACUGAGAAGAAACAGACCAAGGUAGAGUUCCCAGAGGCCCGGAUUUAUGAGGAGACCCUCAAUAUUUUGUUGUACGAGGCCCAGGACGGCCGAGGACCUGACAACGCACUUCUGGAGGCCACAGGCGGGGCGGCGGGACGCUCCCACCACCUGGAUGAAGACGAGGAGCGAGAGCGGGAGCGGAUCGAGCGUGUGCGGCGGAUUCACAUCAAGCGGCCGGACGACCGCGCCCACCUCCACCAGUGAGCAAGAGAGCGAGCUGCCCUCCUCCACCCUCCUCCCCUGCUGUUCACUCCGGUUCCUGCCAGCUUCUGGGCGCCUUCCACUUCCCCGGGAGUCUGGAGAUACUUUUGUAACAAGCCAGAUGAUUAUUUUGAUAUUUCUCGACCAGGUGACUGUCUUUCCCCAGGUGAAUACACCCCUGUUCUUGAGCAAGCGGUGUCCAAGCACUCCCCCUUCCAUGGGGAUCGGGGAAUCCUUGGAGCCAGGCUUUCUUGGUUCUCGGAGAAAAGUAUGAGUGGGUAUGAAGUGAACAUGAGAAAUUUUGUUUGCAGUAUUUAUUUUGGUGGGUGCUGACUACCUAUUUGGGCUUUGGGGCAGCAUUCCCUUGGGGUUCAGUCGGACGCUCUGAGAGGGAUCCUGCAGUUGGUGGCCAUCAGAAGUUUCUCUGAGCUCCCUGUUUCCUAAUCUCCGGCCCAGCACUCUGGCUGCGUUCCCGUGCUUUAGACCGGGCCGUCUCCCGGACUUCGCUGGAAGUCCGUUCUGCCCCGGGAUUUCUCCCCUCCAGCUUAUAGGUAGAUGAGUGCAGUGUGUGGCACGGAAGAUAGGACUGAUGAGCUGCGUGCCUCUGACUGUUCUAGCGUAGCUCUGGGUGCCCAGAUCUGUUUGAGGGGCAGGCCUGUUGGGACCCCACAUGCCUGGCCAAGGGCAGAGCUGGCCCCGGCAGGGAGUGCACCCCUCUGUUCCUGGUUCCUUCCCCACCUCCUGCGCCUUCCACUUGCCCCCCCCCUUGUCGACUAGCUCCGUUCAGCAAAGGCCUCAUGGCUUGGUUGUGGGCGGAGCUCACAAACUGCCAUUUCCCGGGCUCCAGUCUUUCUUACACUUCUUCCCUGUUAAGCUGGGUUUCCUGUCUCAAGCAGAAGCCCUGCCUUUUGCUUAGAAUGUGGACAUGGCCUGGCCUCUGUCCCCCCAGCCUGGCAUCCAGGCAGGAAGCCCAUUCACACCAGCAGUCUCGGGGCAGGCAGCUCUCCUGCCCUACGCAGCUGUCACCUGGAGAUCCCCUUUGUGUCUUUGCCUCGGAUUUUUACACGGUGUGGAGUGGCCACAGCAAGCAGAGUUAGAGGAUGUGAAGCUCCUUUGGGGUCCAGUUAAGUGUUUAUGUUCAUGUUUAAGGGACGUGUGUGACUGUAGAUGAGGAUGUGUGCUUGUGGGGCGCAGGGGGCCCGCGCUGGAACCCGGCUGUCCGCACGGUGCUCGUGUAGGGUGGACAUUCUCGGUUACCUACCUCCCAGUCUCCUCUGCGCCUGUGAAGGGACAGAAGUGAGUGGUGACUGAUGUGGCUGGUCGCGACUAGACUAGGUAGAGUAGUUACAAGGAGAUCUGAACGUGUGUAAGGUAAUGGAUGGGAUUUGUUCAAGGGAAAUGUUACUGUUUUAUACCAAAGGUAUUGGUUAAGUGGGCAGCCUUUGACACAGUGUAUUCCAAAAAACGAGUUUAUAUUUUAAAAUGGUUUUUACAGCUUAGGCUUUGUACAUACUGCCCUUCUUGGGACAGUUGUAUACCUUUAUUUUGUAUCCAGCAGCAAAGCCUACAAUAAAACUUUAAAACAA